GUCUAUUUGCGAGAUUCAAAGUUUAGAUCGGGUUACUUGCGACUGCAGUCUCGAUAUGAAAGUUUGCCGAGUGACAAAAAUUCGUUUUACAUAUCGGAGUUUGGAAGGUAAAUUGCCAGAAAUAAUCGAAAAUCUUACAAAUUUAACCUCACUAAUGUUGUAUGGAAACAAGUUUUCGGGCGAGAUUCCAAUGUCUUAUGCAAAUUUAAAGAAUCUCAUACAUUUGGAUCUUGAAGGCAACGAAUUGGAAGGAUCAAUACCCCCGUUUCUUGGUAAUAUGAAGUUGAAUUUCUUGGAUCUAUCUGGUAAUUCAUUUGGCGGUGAAAUUCCAACUCAAUUGGGUUCUCUUAUAAAUCUAACGUAUCUGGAUCUUUCUGGAAAUUUAUUCAGUGGUUCAUUUCCUACUCACUUGAGUUCCCUUGUAAAACCAAAGUCUUUGGUUCUAUCUGGUAAUUCAUUUGAUGGUCCAAUUCCACAUCAACUAAACUCCCUUGCAAAACUAGAGCUUCUGAACCUAUCGGCUAAUUUAUUUAGCGGUUUAAUUCCAACUCAGUUGGAUUCCCUCGCAAAUCUAACAGUGUUGGACCUUAGUAACAAUAACCUCUCUGGUCCUCUGCCCUAUCAGCUUGAAAAUCUAGUUCUUCUUGAAUAUCUCAAUGUUCAAGGGAACAACUUGAGUGGACCAAUCCCAGAUUUCAUUGGACAACUACAAAACCUCACAUAUUUGUCUCUAUUGGAAAAUAAUUUCAAAGGUCCUCUCCCUGUUGUUGCAUUUUCAAACUUGACAGAUCUUAAUGACUUGCAUGUAGCGACUUAGUCGGAGGAGGAGAGUCGCAGUUUCCUAAUUUUACAAAUAUGGAUUCCUUGAACUCUCUGACAUUAAGGAAAUGUUAACUUGUUGGCCCUAUUCCUGACAUCAUCUGGAAUCUAAGCAAUCUGUAUUUGCUGGACUUGAGUUUCAAUAGUUUGUUUGGUCAAAUUCCAAAUCAUUCCACCCUCACCCCACCAAUGCACAUAUUUCUCCAAGGAAAUAAGCUUAAUGGGACAAUUCCAACCUGGAUAAUCAAUUCGACUAUGAAUAUCGAUGUGUCUGAAAAUC
Messenger RNA from Ipomoea nil (Japanese morning glory), 1099 nucleotides. RefSeq names its product probable LRR receptor-like serine/threonine-protein kinase At4g36180. The transcript has 16 exons. Lineage: Eukaryota; Viridiplantae; Streptophyta; Magnoliopsida; Solanales; Convolvulaceae. The record is from RefSeq and is a predicted model, not a curated record. Bases 56 to 817 code for a protein of 253 amino acids. Gene Ontology annotation, molecular function: protein binding.